AUGGUUAUGAUAUCGAAUUGUUUCCCUUCCCUUGAAGAACUUGACCUUAGUAACCCUAAAAAAGAUGGAAAUUUUGCUGCAAAAGCUAUGCUUUUGGAGCUUCCUAAGCUCCACAAGGUUAAUCUCUCUGGUCAUCACUAUGCAAAUGACUCGUUGCUUUUGCACUUGUGUAAAAAUUGUGUAUUUCUUCAAGAGAUUUUGAUGUUGAACACUUACAAUUUAACCGACAAUGACAUUGCUUCUGCUAUUCGUGAGAGACCCGGUUUGAGGUCUAUCUCCAUAACUAGAAUGACGUUUGGAAAUCUCAACAUUUUUAUUCAGUCGUUGGUGAAUUUGAUGGGCUUAACUUGUCUUGAUUUAUCAUAUUCGUUUAUCCCAGAUGAAUUGCUUUCAUCUGUUGCAGAGAAAGGUCUUCCGAUUAGGAAACUCUUCCUCCAAGGAUGCUUUGAUACUUAUGUUGGAAUCUUUAACUUAUUGUCAAAGUGUCAAUUUAUUCAAUAUUUGGAUCUUCAAAAUUCCAAGUUUAUGAAUGAUUUGCAUGUCAUUGAGUUGUCUUCGUUUCUUAGUGAUUUGUUGUCUAUAAACAUUAGUAAAUGUGAUAGCCUCACACAUUUAGCCUUGUUUGCACUCCUUAAGAAUUGUGUGAAACUAAGUGACGUCAAAAUGGAAUACACAACUAUUGGGAAAAUGAGCGUAGAGAACUCUUAUACCUUGAUGGAUUUUGAUGUAUACCCUCAAUUGAAGUCUCUCCGUUUAGCUAACAACCCAUUCUUGAGGGAUGAAGACAUUGAUAUGUUUGUUUCCGUUUUCCCCAAUUUACAACUCUUAGAUUUGAGCUAUUUCUAUGGAAUAUCUACAGAAGGAAUUGGUCAAGUUUUAAGGAAAAGUAGUAAGAUUAGGCAUUUGAACUGA
Messenger RNA from Medicago truncatula (barrel medic), 912 nucleotides. RefSeq names its product EIN3-binding F-box protein 2. Bases 1 to 912 code for a protein of 303 amino acids. Lineage: Eukaryota; Viridiplantae; Streptophyta; Magnoliopsida; Fabales; Fabaceae. The transcript has a single exon. The record is from RefSeq and is a predicted model, not a curated record. Gene Ontology annotation, cellular component: SCF ubiquitin ligase complex. Gene Ontology annotation, biological process: SCF-dependent proteasomal ubiquitin-dependent protein catabolic process.